CUUGAGAGACCCCGGCCUGAGAGAAAAAGAGCAUAAAUAAGGAAAGCAGCAAAGACAUCUUCCCAAGUUGGUGGAGUUGCAAACCAUAGUGUAUCUCUGAACUGAGAGCAGCAGGUUGCAAUUAAAAACUAAAGAUUGUGUCAGACUUAUGUAUUACCAAAACCAGCACCAAGGAAAGAGCAUCCUCUCUUCAUCGAGAAUGCCCAUUCAUUCUGAAAGGAAUCCGUUCCUCAGGGGAAAUGGCACAGGAGAUUCUGGACUCAUCCUCUCAACUGAUGCAAAGCCAAGACUAAAAUGGACUCCAGAUCUUCACGAGAGAUUUGUUGAAGCGGUCAACCAGCUUGGAGGAGGAGAUAAGGCUACUCCUAAGACAAUUAUGAAAGUCAUGGGUAUUCCAGGCCUUACCUUAUACCAUCUCAAGAGUCAUCUUCAGAAAUAUAGGCUAAGCAAGAAUCUUAAUGGACAAGCUAACAGCAGUUUAAACAAGACAAGUGUGAUGACCAUGGUAGAAGAAAACCCCCCUGAAGUAGACGAAAGUCACAGUGAGAGUUUAAGCAUUGGACCACAGCCGACCAUGAACCUGCCCAUAAGUGAUGCCCUUCAAAUGCAAAUAGAGGUUCAGAGAAGGCUACACGAGCAACUUGAGGUACAGCGACAUUUGCAGCUCAGGAUAGAGGCUCAAGGAAAGUACCUGCAAUCGAUUCUGGAGAAAGCACAAGAGACUCUUGGAAGACAGAACCUAGGUGCAGCUGGGAUUGAAGCAACAAAAGCUCAACUCUCAGAAUUAGUAUCUAAAGUGUCAGCAGAAUAUCCAGACUCUAGUUUCCUCGAACCGAAAGAACUCCAGAAUCUACGCCAUCAACAGAUGCAAACAACCUAUCCACCUAACUCCUCCCUGGACAGUUGCCUAACCUCAAGUGAAGGAAACCAGAAAGCCCCAAAGAUGCUUGACAACAGACUGGGAUUAAGAACAUAUAUCGGAGAUUCAACUUCAGAGCAGAAAGAGAUAAUGGAAGAACCAUUCUUCCAUAGAAUGGAGCUCACAUGGGCAGAAGAAGAAAGCCUCAGAGAGAGUAACAAUAGGCCAUAUCUUUCGACAAUGGUUAACAAUGCAGAACCGAGAAUCUCGUCAUCAAGAAGAAGCCCUGGAAGAUUGUCAAUAGGAGUGGGAUUACAUGAACACAGAGGAGGGAGUAGCAACAACAGUGAGUAUACAGAAGAAAGAUUCAACGAGAAUGGUGAAGAUUGCAAGCUUGAAACACACACAAGAACAGCUCUAGAUCUUAACACACACGACGAAAACUAUGGCACAACACGUCCGAAACAGUUUGAUUUGAAUGGUUUCAGCUGGAACUGAUAAGAACAUAGAAGCUUAAAGACUGCAACAACCUUUUUAUGAUAAUCACACAGGAAAUGAAAAGCCUUUGAUUUCCUUUGUUAGAUUGAGAGAUUCGUCUAAAAUUGAAUUAUAUUAGUUGAACCAAAAGAGACAAUCUUGUGCAAACAUGUGUAACACCAUUUAUAUACAGAUAAAUUUACUAACUUCAU
Molecule: messenger RNA, 1548 nt
Organism: Arabidopsis arenosa
Lineage: Eukaryota; Viridiplantae; Streptophyta; Magnoliopsida; Brassicales; Brassicaceae
Source: the annotation of a GenBank genome assembly